CAGUGCAUGCGCUGUAAUAUAUAAAUAGACAUGACAGCCUGAUGUACACACGUUUGUCAUUAAGCACAGUUAUUAUUUUCUACAUUAUACUCGCUUUUAGUUAUUCAUCGAGUUGAUUUGACAGCUAUGGAGGUUGAAAACUUCGUUUCCAAGACUCUUGAGCUCCUACAAGAAGAGAGAAAAGCUGAAUUGGAAGAAACACGAGCAUGGCAGGAGAAUUUAUCUCCCAAGAAUUUACAGCACAAAGGAGUGUACCUGCUGAAACUUCAGAUCACAAGCCAGCAUACUGGCAUGUAUGGCAGACUUCUGGUAGUUUUUGAACCCAGGAAAAGUAUAGGACCCUCAAUUCUGCCCAGCAACACCUUCGGACCUGGUGAUAUUAUAGGUUUGUAUCAGGCAGAGGGUCAGGAUCAGCCAUCUCAGCUGGGUUCAGGUGUGGCGACACGUGUUACUCAAGCAUCACUGACGGUGGCUUUUGAUGACACGCAAGACGGUAUGAACUUGGACAGAGAUGGACUUUACAAUCUAAUGAAGCUGGCAAAUGAUGUGACCUACAGAAGACUGUCAAGUGCCUUAAAGUCUUUAAAUGGAUACAGCAGUGGUCCUGCGUCUCACCUGAUCAGUGUCCUCUUUGGUUACUCAGAACCAGGGAUAUUAUCACAUCAGCACACACUGGAAUUUAGCAACACUGGGUUAGAUAAUUCUCAGAAAGAGGCUGUGUCCUUUGCAAUAUCUCAGAAAGAUGUUGCAAUCAUACAUGGACCACCAGGAACUGGCAAAACCACUACAGUGGUUGAAGUAAUCCUGCAGGCAGUAAAACAGGAACAAAAGGUCCUUUGCUGUGCUCCUUCCAAUGUGGCUGUUGAUAACUUGGUGGAGCGCCUGGCAAAGAGCAAGGUCAAGGUUUUAAGACUGGGUCACCCAGCCCGCCUGCUUGAGUCGAUUCAGAAGCACUCACUGGAUGCGGUCCUUGCACACAGUGACAACACCAACAUAAUUUCUGAUAUUCGCAAGGACAUGGACAAAGCUUUUAAUGAAAUGAAGAAGGCUCGAGACAAAGGCCAACGGAGCAAUCUGAGACUGGAAAUCAGGGAACUGCGGCGAGAGCUGAGGACCAGGGAGGAAAUAGCUAUCACUCAGAUCCUGAAAAGGGCCGAUGUUAUUCUAGCAACUAACACUGGAGCCUCUGAUGAUGGUCCUCUCAAACAUCUUCCUAAUGAUCAUUUUGACCUGGUGGUGAUUGAUGAGUGUGCUCAGGCUCUAGAGAGCAGCUGUUGGAUCGCUCUGCUCAAAGCACGCAAGUGCAUACUGGCUGGGGAUUACAAACAGCUGCCACCCACGAUCAAAUCACAGAGUGCUGCAUCUAAAGGCCUGUCUGUCAGCUUAAUGGAGAGGCUGAUAAAGAAAUAUGGAGACCCAGUGGUUCGAAUGUUGACCACUCAGUACCGUAUGAACGGUGCCAUCAUGCAGUGGGCUUCAGAGCAGAUGUAUGAGGGCAAACUGAUUGCACACCCUUCAGUGGAGAAACACUUGCUUAGAGACCUGGCUGGUGUUGCUGAUGUUGAGGAAACCAGAAUUCCCCUUCUGCUCAUUGACACUGCAGGCUGUGGCCUGAAUGAGAUGGAGGAUACAGACGAGCAGUCCAAAGGAAAUCAAGGAGAGGUAGACAUUGUGGCUCUUCAUAUAAAGGCACUUACCGAGGCUGGCGUUCAAGUCAAAGACAUUGCGAUUAUUGCACCCUAUAAUCUCCAGGUGGAUCUUUUGAGACAGAAACUGUCCCAUAAAUAUGCAGAGCUGGAGAUCAAGUCUGUUGAUGGCUUCCAGGGCAGAGAAAAGGAGGCAGUGGUGUUGUCAUUGGUCAGAUCCAACAGGAAGGGUGAGGUUGGAUUUCUCGCUGAAGACAGAAGGAUCAAUGUGGCUGUGACUCGUGCCAGACGCCAGCUUGUGGUAGUGUGUGAUUCUCAGACUGUUCGAAAACAUGACUUUCUCAAAUCCCUAGUGGACUAUAUGUCUGAACAUGGAGAGGUUCGUACUGCCUUUGAGUACCUGGAAGACUGUGUGGCACAGAAUUACAUCCGUGAUGAAAAGGACAAACAAACCAACAGCAAAGAUGCUGCGUCUGCAAAACAGAAGCCCAAGAACCAAGGCAAGAAAACAGAACAAGAACAGAAGAAAAGUGCAGACAACAAAAGUGGAGGAGUGAAUCAGUCCAAUGUUCAGCCUGAGCAACAUAAAAAUACCAAUUCACACCAUCCUAAACCCAAAGAUGCUGAUCAGAGAAAAGAGAUAAAGGAGCAACUUCUGAACUUUCUGAAAGACUCAAGCAAGACAGAGCUACAGUUUCCUUCCACGCUAAAUUCUCACGAGCGUCUGCUAGUCCACGAGCUCUCUGAAGAAAUGGGACUGAGGCAUGAAAGCCAGGGAGAAGGGAAAAACCGUUGCAUCACUGUGUCCCGACCUCCAUCAGGACUAGAAAAGUCAGUGGAGCCCGAACAACCAGACGUGAUUGCAUGUACAGCAGCGAAGCUACAAGAAGAGUUGCAAAAAGGACCCUCACAGCCAGCUGUUGAUCUGAAGAGCCUACAUUUGGAGCGAAUGCGCCGGGAGCAGGAGAAACGAGAGGAGAAAAAGCAGCAAAAACAACAGAGUGUGAGAUGGGAACCAGAUUCUAAUGCUAGUAAAAGCCAAUCUGUUAAGAAACCCAAAGGAACUUCCAAAGGAAACACUAAGAUAAAAGCAGGAGCCACAGAUAUAGCUGCAGCUGCCAUGCCAGAUGACGAUUUUGACGGUCUCAUCAAUGCUGUGGUUAAAGCCGACAGCGUUUGUGGUUUCGUGAAGUGCAAAGCCAGUGUCCUGACACUUGGGCAGCUCUGCCUCUACUGUAACAGACAAUACUGUCUGAGUCACCAUAUACCUGAGAAUCCAGCACUUCCCCACACCAACGUAGAUGGAUGCUUGUCCAAGGCGGUUGCCAAUCUCUGAUAUUAUGCACAUGGAGGACUCAUAGCGAGGGAAUGCUUUCUGUAUUGAAGGUGGGCACACAAAGAAAAGCAUCAUUGCUAUAAGCAACACUUAUGGCACUCUUGGUUGACUAUUUUGCAGUAGAACUCCAAGAUUAAUCGAAAAAAUUGCUGCCGCAAUUAAUUCUGAAUAGUGUCAGUUAUAUAAUGCAU
This is a messenger RNA of Sinocyclocheilus anshuiensis, 3173 nucleotides long. Its product is annotated as DNA-binding protein SMUBP-2-like. NCBI's taxonomy places the organism in Eukaryota, Metazoa, Chordata, Actinopteri, Cypriniformes, Cyprinidae. The record is from RefSeq and is a predicted model, not a curated record. Gene Ontology annotation, cellular component: cytoplasm; nucleus. Bases 127 to 2982 code for a protein of 951 amino acids. Gene Ontology annotation, molecular function: ATP hydrolysis activity; ATP binding; DNA binding. The transcript is spliced from 15 exons.